CAAGGAAACAGAUUAGACAUGACAGUCAUACUGAAUCGAGAAUUUUGUUCGAGAGUUCUUUCUUACCUGUUUAUUUGUUUCCAAAUUGAUGAUUUAUAAAACAGUCGCAAUAUGUCGAAGGUAGAGAUAGCCACUUCAAAAGAAAAACUCGCUUCUCAAUCAAAGGAAGUUAUUAAAGAUGGAUCCAAAUUAAAAGUUAAUAUUGAAACUGAACCAGCUCCGAAACCUGAAGAAGGGAAAAAUAUGUGGUGGAAGAAGAAAGCGCCACCGCCGAAAAUGCCUUGCGAAGUCCUAACACCCAAUGACAGUAGAGAUCCAAGUUACACAAAUUUAACAUUGCCAUAUAGAGUUAUAUGUCGACAACGAUACCAAAAAUGCUCACAGAAAUAUCGAAAUCAAUUCAUUAGCGAAAUUAAACGACAAGAGGCCAUGCAGUUCAGGGCGCUAGAUGGCAUAAGGAUACGAAGGGAAUUUUGCGAUCCUUUGAUAGAGCCACUUCCUCCUGAGGAUACAAUCAAGCUAACUCCGAAACAACAAUAUAGAUUAGAUGAAUUAUUAAAGACACAUUUCUAUUGAAUAACCGCAUUGGAAGAACCUAUAGAAUAGGAGCAAAAUAGAAAAAUAUUUAUAGAGAAUCAUGUUCCCCUUCAAGUCCAUUAAAAGCAGCAGCAAGGAAUUUCUUUUA
Molecule: messenger RNA, 685 nt
Organism: Harmonia axyridis
Lineage: Eukaryota; Metazoa; Arthropoda; Insecta; Coleoptera; Coccinellidae
Exons: 2
Coding region: 112-576 (154 amino acids)
Source: RefSeq, a predicted model, not a curated record